CGAGACACCGAGAGGCGGGAGGAGACGAGUGACAGCGAAGGGGCACGAGGCGCGCCGGUCUGCGCGCGGGUCGUACAGGCGGGCGGGGGUGGGCGCCGACGCCCCUCGGCACGCACUCGGCACCCGGCCCUGCAGGAAGCGCGCGCUGAUUGACAGCUGCGUUGUUCCAAAAAGGCUCGUGGAAGAUGCUGAUCUGCGGGUGGGUCUAGACGCGCAGCAGGCGCGCCCAGUGCCCGCUCCCCUUCGCCCGCUUCCCGAGCCCCGCAGCCUCCCCGCUGACGAGGAGCGGGGUUGAGGCCCCCGCCGGCGCGCCAGCCCCGCGACCCCGGCCGGCCAGGCACUCGCAGCCGCGCUCGGGCCGGCGGGCGCUCACCCCGGCUCACCAUGCACUGCCACGCCGAGCUGAGGCUGAGCUCGCCCGGCCAGCUCAAAGCAGCCAGGCGGCGCUACAAGACUUUCAUGAUCGACGAGAUCCUGUCCAAGGAGACCUGCGACUACUUUGAGAAACUUUCCCUCUACUCUAUGUGCCCGUCGCUGGUCGUGCGACCCAAGCCCCUGCAUUCCUGUACGGGCUCCCCUUCCCUUCGGGCAUAUCCUCUCCUCUCGGUGAUCACGCGACAGCCCACGGUCAUCUCCCACCUGGUCCCCACCGCCCCUGGAAUUGCCCGGGCGCUCUCCCACCACCCGGCCGCCGAGGCUGCAUCUGCUGAGACCCCAGGCAGUGAGGCUCUAGCCAGCAGCGAGUCGGAGACGGAGCAGCCCGUACCCCGGCAGAAGAAGCCCCGUCGAAGUCGCACCAUCUUCACUGAGCUGCAACUCAUGGGCCUGGAGAAGAAAUUCCAGAAGCAGAAGUACUUGUCCACCCCAGACAGGUUGGACUUGGCCCAGUCUCUGGGACUCACUCAGCUGCAGGUGAAGACUUGGUAUCAGAAUCGCAGGAUGAAAUGGAAGAAAAUGGUUCUUAAAGGUGGACAGGAAGCACCCACAAAACCCAAAGGUCGUCCCAAGAAGAACUCCAUCCCCACGUCAGAGGAGAUUGAGGCUGAAGAGAAGAUGAACAACCAGGCCCAGGGCCAGGAGUGCCUGGAGCCCUCCCAGGGACAGGAGGAGCUCUGUAAAGCCCAGGAACCCAAACUGCACACUGUCCCCUUAGAGAUGGCAGAGCCACCAGGCCAGCCCCAGGAGUUACCAGCAGCCUCUUCAGAACCCGCCCCCCAUUAAGCUAAACUAGAACUUUUUGUGGGGGAAGGGGGAGACUGGGAAGAAGGGAAAAGAGAGAAGGCAGGGGGAUCAGGGAGAGAACAAGUUCCAACAGCCUGGGGAACCGGGGAGACGAGCUCCGCCACCUCCUCCUCCCUCCCACAGUCCUCAGUGGCAUUUUCAUCACCAGCAUCCUGCUUGUCUUGGCCUUUCUCUUCCUGGAAGGCUGCUUUAGCCACGGACGCCCUGGAUUAAGGGAGACAGUGCCUGGGAGCUGCGUGCCCCCGCUGGGGUGAUGGCUUUGGGGCAGGGGACAAGCAGCAGGCCUGUGCUGCAGAGCCAGGCCUGGCAAUCGGAGGUUGCCCCGCUGUCACCAUCACCGGCCAGCCCCAGGCAGCCAGGCGUCGGUGCAGAGAGAUGCCGAGGUGCUCGGGCCCCACGCCCAGGUCCGCUGCUGACUCAGCACUCAUUUCUGUAGCUUUAAAAGAGAAUUUAAUGUUUUGGGGGUUUUGGGGGGGGGUUGGUGAGGGCAGGCAAAGAAAGAGUUGGAGGAAGGGAGUCCAAGUUAUUAGACAUGUUUCUGAAUCAAGUCUGUUGUUUGAAGACCCGUGUGCCUUUGUACCCAUCGUAAGACAUCAGGUGACCUGAGAGCUGAGAAGCUUUGCUUUCCUUGCUUUGCUACGCUGCCAUCGCUGAAGCUGCAAUGCAGAUGUGUUAAGAUAACUUUUAUUUUUUAAUUAAAAAUAAAUCAGAA
Molecule: messenger RNA, 1954 nt
Organism: Cynocephalus volans (Philippine flying lemur)
Lineage: Eukaryota; Metazoa; Chordata; Mammalia; Dermoptera; Cynocephalidae
Gene: BARX2
Product: BARX homeobox 2
Exons: 4
Coding region: 385-1221 (278 amino acids)
Biological process (GO): regulation of DNA-templated transcription
Molecular function (GO): DNA binding; DNA-binding transcription factor activity, RNA polymerase II-specific
Source: RefSeq, a predicted model, not a curated record